Messenger RNA from Danio rerio (zebrafish), 1315 nucleotides. Lineage: Eukaryota; Metazoa; Chordata; Actinopteri; Cypriniformes; Danionidae. The record is from RefSeq and is a predicted model, not a curated record.
CUGUGACGUCACAACGCCCAACUUUCAGUUUGCGUGUUUUAAUGGGAAUGAAAACUCCUGCGUGCUGAAAAAUGGGAAGUUGUUGUUGUUGUUGUUCCUCUCCUAAUGAAGACGGCGAGUCAGAACCUUUGCUCCGGACAAACAGCAAAACAGAAUCUGCAAGACCACUGCGACCAACUGCUAAUGAUGCGGGUCAGAAGAGCGGCAGGUUUUUGGCUCGUCAUGUUGGCAUCAAUGACCUCGAUGAGCGUUUCAGAGACGUUGCCGAGACGUUUAAUAAGCAGCAGGAGCAUUAUGAGACCAUGAAGGACACGCUCCAGAAUCUCGCAAACCACUACAAAUGUCCAUCCAAAGACAGUCUGUCUCAGUGCCUGAAGAAAAUCAAGCAGGAUCACGAGCUGCAGCACAUCAGUCUGGAGGUGAAGGGCUACGACUUCUCUCUGACGGUGAGAUCAGACACGGAGAUCUCCAGCGGGCUGAAGAGGACACAGGAGAGCAUCGCGGAGAUGAGCAAAGCUGCGAAAGCCGUCAUUUCUGUGGCCACCAAACUGCAGGAGAUGAUGGACUGGCUCCUGAAGGAGGAGGAAAGCAUGAUUCAGCGGGUGGAGGCCGCCGAGUCCAGACAUCAGGAGCAGAGGAGACUGCUGGACAACCUGAAGAAAAACCUUGUGGAAACUCGGAGGGCUAAAGAACUGAGUCCUAAGUACAGGAAAGAGGCUGGGAAUCUUCUGAACGAGGCUGCCGUGCUCUCCGGGAUCACACCGUAGAGUGAAGCAUUCUGUUAAAAAUAAAGGUUGUUUAUAGAGGGGAGUAACUAUGAUGCACAUUGUAGGCCAAUGGGUUAUAUGCACACAGACUUUUUAAUUUUCAGUCUGCCAGCUCAGGUGCUUCUAUUGAACUUUUGCGCCACGUUUAACAUCUGAAUUCUUUAAAAAUCAUUGAUCUUCACUGCCUGAUAGAUAUACAAUAUGAAGAGGGUCUCAGACCAGGCAAGAAGCACUUCUUUACACUGCAUUGCUCCCGCCGUCUCUUUAAAUUUACGGAGGUUUAUUAUUUAACUCCAGUAUUUUCAGUGGAGUUUCUGCGCUCACCUGCUGCUACUGAGGGCGCUUGUGUUUAAACGGUUUUUCAUCUCGUUUUACACCUGAACAAUGAAUUGAAUGCUUAAGUCUGUUUAACUGAUUGGAUGUUAAUUGCAUUGCAACAUCAGUGCUGUAAAAGGAGCCUUAGGAAAUUGAAAAUAGUCACAUUAUUGGCUUGAAAAAGCAUUAAAAUAGUUCCUGGCGAAGCAGUGGCGCAGUUGGUAGUGCUAUCG